Molecule: messenger RNA, 1157 nt
Organism: Xenia sp. Carnegie-2017
Lineage: Eukaryota; Metazoa; Cnidaria; Anthozoa; Malacalcyonacea; Xeniidae
Exons: 5
Coding region: 334-846 (170 amino acids)
Source: RefSeq, a predicted model, not a curated record
UACUCGCGAUAAGUGGGUCCCCACAAAGAAUUCCGCAGUUUGCUCGGAACACUUCACAAAAUAUUUGUUUUCUUGGCAAUUCGGCUCGCUUUCUGAAUCAGAAAGUAAUUUUGCACCUCGACUCAUUCGAGACGAAUUCGGAAUCGUUGCUUACCCAGGCAUUUAUCCUCGAAAAGAUGACAAUGAACUUACAACAAGAGAUCGCAGAAUGAUGAAAAGAAAGUGGAUGUCUGAUUAUAAAAGAGAGGUUGAAUCAGAAAAUAUUCCCAGUAUAAGUAGCGAACCUCAAGAGCAAAUAGAAGAAAUAACUUGUGAUGAGCCUGUAUUAUCAGAAUGAUCAGCUACUCUUUUCCUGAAAUGUUCUGCAGGCAUAUCCUUGUUGUAACUCACUUCGAAAGCAAUUUGGAAAGGGAUAAUCAAGAGAUUAAUGGAGUUCCCCAGGUUAAAGUGCAUUAUUCAAAAUUUAUAAAUGGUGAAGCUGUUGUAAGAAAUGUGAAAGUUGCUCAGGAUUUUGGGUAUGUUGUAGAUAUAUAUCAAGUGUUGUGCUCUGCACUCAUUGAUGAGGAAACAUUGAGAAAAGCCAAAGGUGAUCUUUUACGAAUGACUCCAUUGCCAAUGAAUUCCAUGUUGGACAAGCAAUCAAAAAGUGAAGCUAUCUCAAAAAAAGCAAGAAGACAAAGCAUGCCAGCUGUACAUUUCCCCCCAACUAAGCCAGCUGAAGUAUCACCUGUCGAAGAAAAAAUCACUGAUCAGAGAAAGGAGAGAGCAGCACCUCGAUGCACUGUGUGCAAGAAUUGGAUGAAAGGCCAUAAAAAUAUAAUGAACUGUCCAAAAAACCAAAAGUAACCACUUUUUUAGGAGCUGGUGGUAUGAGCCCAGUUAGUUGGGAUUCAGUGAAGUGUGAAUUGACUGCAUGGAAAGAAUAAAAAGAAAAGGAAUUGUAAUUUUGUAUGUUUUGUAUAACAAGAAUGAGUGUGAAUUGAAGAUGCAAUACAUCAAGAGUGGCUUAAAUCAUUCCACACUUCACUGGAUCCCUACUAGCUGGGCUCAUGCACACAACACCUAGAAUAAUAUAGAAUGUUAUGUUAUUUUACAAAUUGUCCUCUUCAUACCCUGCAAAGUGUUCAUUUUUUUUAAAUUAAAAGUUUUUCAAAUAA